Molecule: messenger RNA, 1551 nt
Organism: Eriocheir sinensis (Chinese mitten crab)
Lineage: Eukaryota; Metazoa; Arthropoda; Malacostraca; Decapoda; Varunidae
Gene: zetaCOP
Product: coatomer subunit zeta-1-like
Exons: 6
Coding region: 57-626 (189 amino acids)
Biological process (GO): intra-Golgi vesicle-mediated transport; retrograde vesicle-mediated transport, Golgi to endoplasmic reticulum; intracellular protein transport
Cellular component (GO): COPI vesicle coat
Source: RefSeq, a predicted model, not a curated record
GAUGUAUAGCACUUCGCUGGUUUGUGAGCUGGAAUUAACACGUGCCAGCUGUCAAGAUGUCCGGCCUGUUGGAACCCACACUCUACAUCAUCAAGGGUAUUGCCAUCCUGGACAACGAUGGCAACAGACUCCUGGCCAAGUACUACGACCCAUCAGUCUUCCCUGGCGUCAAGGAGGAAAAGAAGUUUGAGAAAGACCUGUUCCAGAAGACUCAUCGAGCCAACGCCGAGGUGAUCAUGCUGGAUCGACUCACCUGUGUGUACCGAUCCAACGUGGACCUCUUCUUCUAUGUCAUGGGGAUGUCACAUGAAAAUGAGCUCAUCUUAGUGUCGGUGCUGAGCUGCCUCUAUGAUGCUGUGUCUGCUAUUCUACGUAAGAAUGUUGAGAAGCGGACGCUGCUCGACAACCUUGACCUUAUCAUGCUGGCCAUGGAUGAGAUCUGUGAUGGAGGCAUCCCCCUAGAGACUGACCCUCAGGUGGUGAGUCAACGAGUCGCUCUCAGGAGUGAGGAGUCGCCCUUCAAUGAUCAGACUGUGACUCAGCAAGUGAAGCAGAAGCUGGAAAACACUACAGGAGCGGUCUUACAGUCAGCCCGAGAGCAGCUUAAGUGGUCGCUGUUGAAGUGAUUGCGACCAUAACUACUCCCAAGCCCCUACACAACACAGGCACCUGCACCCUCUACACACACACACACACACUCUCACAAAGUCUUGGUGCCAUGCAGGAUGGAUGCCUCUGGUACCUACAGAAAAUAAUAUUUAUAGACCUUUAAUCAUUCACAAUUGAUAUUUGUUCACACACAUUUCCUGUAGUUAUGAAGUUUUGUUUCUGAUAGUUUAAUACAUUCCUAGUUUUUUUUUAUACUGGGACAAGAAAUGUUUGUUAGGAAGAUGAAGUUACACUAUUCAUUUGAGUGUCUUCAGACAUUUGCACUCCAAGAAUGUUGUUCCCUGUUGGAGAAGUAUUGGCUUUGUAUGUUUAGCAUUAAUAUAUUUGAAGGAACCACAGGAUCAAAGCAAAAGUAUUUUCAUGGAAACAUGUAAUGGCCUCCAUAAUAUUCCAUUACCCAAGAGGUUUCAGUACUGUAAAUAAGUAAUAUCCUUGCCUGGUUGUCAAUAUUGUUUUCUCCCCUCAUAGCAAGCCACACUAACACCUUUGAGUAAGUGCCAGAAGGAUAUUUGUCUAGAAUUUAUGAAUGAAAGGGAAACACAGUACUGCAGAAGUCAAUGAUGUUAUUACUGAUGAACGUCUAUAUAUUUAUAUCUAUCUAUCUAUCUAUCUAUCUAUAUAUAUAUAUAUAUAUAUAUAUAUAUAUAUAUAUAUAUAUAUAUAUAUAUAGAUAGAUAGAUAGAUAGAUAGAUAGAUAGAUAUAGAUAUAGAUAGAUACAAUGGAAAAGACACUUCUAAAUUAAGCCUGAGAAGAGUAUUAAUAAGUACUAAUAGUUACAUAAAUGCCAGCAUCUGAAGAGCCAUACAUGACUACAGCUGGUACUGGACAUCUUUAGGAAUACUGUUUUGUCAUCUCACCUAUAAAUAAAACAUUUUUGUAUA